Messenger RNA from Vespula pensylvanica (western yellowjacket), 2816 nucleotides. RefSeq names its product homeobox protein aristaless-like. The transcript has 5 exons. The record is from RefSeq and is a predicted model, not a curated record. Gene Ontology annotation, molecular function: DNA-binding transcription factor activity, RNA polymerase II-specific; RNA polymerase II transcription regulatory region sequence-specific DNA binding. Bases 1 to 1629 code for a protein of 542 amino acids. Gene Ontology annotation, biological process: regulation of transcription by RNA polymerase II. NCBI's taxonomy places the organism in Eukaryota, Metazoa, Arthropoda, Insecta, Hymenoptera, Vespidae.
AUGGUAGUAGCUCUAACGAAAAUUGAGAAAGAAAAAAUAUUAGAGAUCUUGAAUCUCGCCGAGGUGGAAGUCGAUCGGCGAAGUUUCUGUUCGGCGGAAGAGGAGAAGGAGGAGGAAGAAGAAGAAGAAGAAGAAGAAGAAGAAGAAAAGAAAGAGAAGGAAGAAGAAAAAGAGGAAGAAAUUACGGGAGUAACUCUGUCGACUAAUCAAGAUCAGUCGAGCGUACGAGGAGGAGGAGGAGGUGGCGGCGGCGGCGGCGGAGGUGGAGGAGGAGGAGGAGGAGGAGGAGGAGGAGGGGGAGGAGGUGGAGGUGGAGGUAGCGAGCAGGCCGUCCCUCAGACGAGUCCUGCUAGCAGCACGAGUAGCUUGAGCCAGGUGAAUCAGGUGAGCCAGCAGGUGAACCAACAAACUCACCAGCAGUCUCGCCAACAACAACAACAACAACAACAACAACAACAACAACAACAACUGCAGCAGCAGCAGGCAACAACACCGACACCAUCAAUACCAUUAAACACCGUAUCGUCAGCCGCGUUACUGUUAUUAUCUACGAGAGGAUCACCGGCAUCGCCAAUAGCGACGAUAAUAACAGCUACCACGACAACGACGACGACGACGACAACGACAACAACAGCAGCAGCAGCGGCAGCAGCAGCGGUAGCAGCAGCAGCAGCAGCGGCUGCGGCAGCGGCUGCGGCAGCAGCAGGAGCUACGACGACGACGACGACGACGACGACAACGACGACGACGACGACGCCUCAAUCCGCACAGAUGGGAAUCUCAACGGAAGAGGUUAGGCCCGAGGAAGAGGGCAGCCACCCGAGGGCAGCUCCAACGAGCCCUGAAAGCGAGGCCGAGGUCGACGACUUUGCACCUAAGAGGAAGCAACGACGUUACAGGACGACCUUCACUAGCUUCCAGUUGGAAGAACUCGAGAAGGCAUUCUCGAGGACUCAUUAUCCUGACGUUUUCACCAGAGAGGAGCUCGCUAUGAAGAUCGGCCUGACAGAAGCAAGGAUACAGGUAUGGUUUCAAAAUCGUCGAGCGAAAUGGCGAAAACAGGAAAAAGUUGGGCCACAAGCCCACCCGUAUAAUCCUUAUCUCGGAUCGGGAGCACCCCCGCCAUCAGCUGUCGUAGCACCCACUUUACCGAAUCCAUUCGCCCAUUUGGGUAGCUUCGCCCUUCGUAAACCGUUCGAUGCCUUUCGUUAUCCACCUUUGGGCCACGGACCUGUCCUUCCUGGAGCAUACACCACUCACCCUUAUCAUCGAGCCCCACCUCCGUUGUUACCACCGGGCAUGCCAUUACCCUACACGUCCGCGGCAUCGUUUCAAAGCCUAUUGGCAAAUAUAUCAGCCGCACAAAGGCCAAAACUCGUUCGAGGCUCAACACCACCACCACCGGCACCACCACCACCUCAACCAGCCCCACCACCGAUAACUUUGUCUCAUCCACCGGUUCCUCAAGCACCACCGACGGCUACCUCACCACAAAGUUCACCGACUGGUAGCGUUGGUUUACCCGACAUCGACAGGAGAACCAACAGCAUUGCAUCCCUACGAUUGAAAGCACGAGAAUACGAGCUCCAUCUUGAAAUGCUCAGGAAAAAUGGAGAUCUCAUUAGCUGAAGAUGGUGCCCGAACGAUAUUUACUUUUUCAACGACGACGCGAAACUAUCGACCUGUGCCUCGAUAAUAAUAUUAAUCAAAGGAAUAUGAUAACGAUUAUUCACGAAUAAUCUAGUGACAAUGAUUACGCGAACUAGGAAAGAUAUAUAAUAUCGAGAGUCUACCCUAAGUGGUAGGAAGAAAGAGAGAAAAUUAAAGUUAAAUGAAUAAAUAUCAAACCGAAAAAAUUAAAGUGUCGUCCAACGAUACGACAAUGAAUUUUUUCUUUCGAACGAAUUUUUCUAUCGCUUUGUAACAUUUUCCAACGACGACAAUGACGACUUAAAAUUCGCCAAACGAUAGUUCUCAUCGAACGAUUUCGCUUGUUUUGGAUGUUCUUAAAAGAAAGUAACAUUCCUUGUUUUUUCUUUUUCUUUUUUUUAUUUCUUUUUUUUUUUUUUUACGUCGUUAAAAUUAAAACCACGAGAAUUUUAUUUGUUAAUCGUUGUUGCUUUGUGUUCGCAAAACUGCUCAGAAAUUCGUUCGAUAUUCCGAAAGCGAUUAAAUAUCUUAAAUCUCGUGACGAGAAUCGUUCCUUCUUCUACGCGUACUUAAACGAAUCUUUAUAUCGAGGGUCGUUUGAAGAGAACCCGAGUAUGAUACACCUUUUAAUAAACAAACAAAAAUGUUUAAUUAAGAAAGUAAAAGGAUAAUUAGAAAAAAAUCUCAUCUCGAAUUAAUUGCCGAAAUAUACAAGGUAAUUCUAAUUUUCUAAUUUAGCAUCGAAUUAUCUGCGAUCGUAUAAUUUUCCAAUGAACGUUUCUUUCCUUUUCCAUCGGAAUAGAAAAUUCAUCGGAGUUAUAACCAAUCGCAAAAUUUAUUUCAGAUUUAAUUUCUACGAUAUUGGUUUUAUCGUUCAAUUUAGUCAGUUAUCGUAUCUAUGUUGGACAACUCGUGGGAUCAAGAAAAAUAUUCGAUUGAAUUUAUCCGAAAUUUUUCUUCAAAUUUAACAACUAAAUUUUUAUUUAUUGUCGUUUACUCUUUUGAGACGCAGUCCAAGAUAUAACUAAUUCAACAUAAAAUAAUUAUUACAUAAAAUGAUUCCAAUUGAAAGAUCACGACAUUUUUAUCUAAAAAAUGUGAUAUCACUUGGGUUAUCACUUUCAUAAUACUUUCUAUAUAUUUAUUCCAUCUCUAAAUAUCUAUAU